UUAGUGAUUAUUUACCACUUUAGCAUUUAUAGCUUUCACUCUUGUCUUCCAAGCUCCCACCGUAAACCCUUCUUUUCUUCUCAAACUUUUGCAGCAGAAAGAAAGUAAAAGGAGAAAAAACCUUACAAAGCUUUAAAAAAACGCAGCGUUUUGAAAGGCUGACGAUUCUGGCUUUCCCUACCAUGGAAGCUUUCAGUCUCCUCAACUACUGGAAGAACAAUGGUGGCGGUGGUGUUUCCUCCGGCCUUAGCUUCCUCCCUCCUCAGUCCUCCGACUCUUCUUGCUGUUACUCCGGCGAACCCACCACCAUUGUCACCUCCGUCUCUGUCACGGAAACCGAGGAAGAAGAUGCCGGAGACGACGAAGGACCCUUCUUUGAUCUCAAGUUCGCUCUUCCUGUUGAAGAAGAAGAAGAAAGCGAAGAACACGGAGAUGAAGUUUCCGAAGACGACGUCGGAGGAGGUAAAAGCGGAGAGGGAGAUUCCGACUGUACCGAGGGUGGUUGUGAGUACAAGUUCACGCUCUCGUCGUGUUCCGGCGGAGAAGAUCAAGACCUUAUAGUCUCUCCUUCCGGCGACGUUUACUUAAAGGGACAGAUCGUGGAGGAGGUUGAACCACCGUCUACGGGAACAGAGCAGACGUGCUCCGUCAAAGCUCCGGCGGCGCAGUUAUCGGCGUCUAUUUUGAAAUCAGCUACUAAGCUUCGUGUGUUCAUGCUCGGCAUGAAGAAGUCGAAGCUACUCCAGGCGAAAUCUGGAGACUUAGACAAGCAAACUCCUCCUCCACCUCCUCCGUCGCAACCACCGUCUCAGUCGCCGGAGUCUCAACUGAAAAGUACCGUUACGGUGAGUUUAAAACCGGAAGAAGUGCCAAUAGUCUCUCUCUUCACGAGAGAUAACAGCUCAAGAAACUCCUCAUCGUCGUCCUCUUCUCCGUCCACCACGAAGAGGCAAAACGGCAGCGAGCCCGUCGUUUCGGAAGAGAACCGGUUCGUGAUGAUGCAAAAGUAUCUGAAGAAAGUGAAGCCUCUUUACGUCAGAGUUUCGCGUCGUUACGGCGAGAAGUUGAAGCACUCCGGCCCGUUAAGCUUGGACUCCUCCGCUCCGGCGAGUAUACCCGCGGCGGAGAAAGCGGGGUCUCCGGUGAAGAAGGCUCAUAAGCCGGGAAACAUAAACAUCAACAUUCCGGCGGGUUUUAAAGUAGUGAGGAAGCACCUCGGUAAAAGCAGAUCCUCUUCCUCGACGACGACGACUCCGCCGGCGGCGACUGUUACGACGCCGUCUGAGUCAAGGAGACGUGACGACUCGCUUCUGCAGCAGCAAGAUAGCAUUCAAAGCGCUAUUUUACACUGCAAAAGAUCUUUCAAUUCCUCUCGAGAUAAAGAUCCGUCGGUGUUACCAAGAUCGGUAAGUGAUUCAUCCUCUUACGAUAAAUGAGACAAUCGUGGAUCUUUUUCUCGCAUAAUAAUUAUGUUUAUUGUAAAUACUAGUAUAUUUUUAGCUUUGUACUUUGGUAAGAGUGGUAGCAGCUAUGUUUGGUCAUGUAGUGAUGAUGACUAAUGAAACUUUGGAACAUCAAAAGCUUAUGAAGAAGAAAAAUAGACUUCUUCUUCUUCCUUUU
Messenger RNA from Brassica napus (rape), 1620 nucleotides. RefSeq names its product probable membrane-associated kinase regulator 2. Bases 183 to 1436 code for a protein of 417 amino acids. The record is from RefSeq and is a predicted model, not a curated record. The transcript is spliced from 2 exons. NCBI's taxonomy places the organism in Eukaryota, Viridiplantae, Streptophyta, Magnoliopsida, Brassicales, Brassicaceae. Gene Ontology annotation, cellular component: plasma membrane.